This is a messenger RNA of Leguminivora glycinivorella, 2650 nucleotides long. RefSeq lists its product as uncharacterized. Lineage: Eukaryota; Metazoa; Arthropoda; Insecta; Lepidoptera; Tortricidae. The coding region runs from base 913 to 2487 and encodes 524 amino acids. The transcript is spliced from 2 exons. The record is from RefSeq and is a predicted model, not a curated record.
GCGGAGGCGGGUCCAUGUGCAAGUGAUAAUUUGCGACCGGUCGCUCCUUGCGGUGGGUCUGUCUCUAUGUCAGAUACCUGUCCGGUAGCUGGCAUGGUGAAUGGUCUCGGGAGUAGCACAGGUUGCAGAGAUCCCCGAGGCAAAACUGGUUGUGCUCCUUCCCGAGGUUACCGCCUGUUAACUGCCUGGUUCUACCGUAGAAACAGGUAAGAACGGAAACAACCAGUUGAACCUUCGUAGGGCAAGUUUUGCAAGGGAGCAGACACAAGGACCGGAAGUAGGUGUUGUCAUCCGGAUGACUGCACCUCCAACUGGGCCAAGUGAGUGAACCAUUGUAAAACACCCUUAGUGUAAUCCCAACCUAUCCAUAUCCCUCAGAUGGGUCGCAAUGUUUGCCAUCAUGAUGACGCCGCUGUAGGCUUGACUUCUUUAUGAGGACGAGUCUGUAGGGGUGGGAUGGUGAUGGCAAACAACGAUCCGUAUCCCGUAUAAUCAGCCGUAGGCGAUGACGUGGCAUGUCGCAGCGGGCUUCCCAUCCACAAAGAAGGAUGGGAGGCGGUAGAAUGCCACCCGCGUGUUUGUGCCGUGCGCGGGGACCCGUACGGGUGGAGAAGGAGAUCCUGGGAGUCUAGGCGAAGCAGGGGUCUGCGGUCGUUAUCCCUGUUAGGCGAAGCUCCUUUGGCUCCAUAUUCAUCUCACACGGGCGGUCUUAGUCUAGCCAGCUAGGAUCAAUCGGCUGCCGUGUCCAGUCAGAUGGCCACAAGGUUAGUUCUCUGGGGUGUAGGGGUCUGUAAUCGGCGGAGCACGAUUCACUGCGUCGGCUGAGGAGCUGACCAGGGUUUUGGCACCGUGCGGAUUCACAGACAACGCAUCCUGGAUUACUAUAGCAGACUUGGUAGCCCUAAUGCUUCAAUGCAUUCCAAAUGUGUGGCUCCGUGGUGGGUGGGGAACCAGUUUGCUGAAAUUUUUCAUUGUCUUUUUUUUAUGGAUACAAAAGUACCUGUAACGACGGGGGGAGGGGACGCCGUACCCGUACGGGAUGAGGCGAAGGCGCAUAGCGCAAAGGUUGCUGCACCAGCGAUUAGUGGGGCUGUCUGUGACAGAUCCACGAGCGUUGGCAGCGGCAACACGUGGACGUCCGCUAGGACGGGGGCCAAGCGUAGGGGCCACGGCGGAGCUGGCCAUCCCAACAGCACCAACCCGUCUCUUCCCUUAGGGUUGAAGAGUGGGGGCGCAAAGCAAGCACCCCUCGGGGAGCCGACUAGCGCUGGUGCUGGGGGGAUGGGCCGCGGAGCAACGGCCAACUGCGGGAGGGACGUGCCGCUUCCAAAUUCUGGUAGGGCGGCUCCGGGCGCCAUUGACGACGCUACUGCACCCCAGGGUGUGGAUGCGCAGUCGGGUGGAGGAGUAGCCCCAACCAGGAGGCAGAAGAGGCGUGCGAAGGCGCGGGCGAACCGAGACGCGCAAGAGGGGGCCGGACCCUCCACUAGUGGGGCGGGGAGGCAGGCAACUAAGAGGUCACUGGGGGCCAGUGGCGACUCUUCUCUGCUCGCUGGCGACCACAAGCGAACAAGGGUGGGGGGGACGUUCGCUGAGGUAGCGGCGAGCGAGAAGAUGGCCAUCGUCCCAGUGACCUUUCCAGAGGAGAAGGUGUUGUUGGAGCAUAGGUCGGCCAUAGUGAGCGUCCUGCUCGUGGCGUUAGACGAGGCGGCCGAUCCUAUGCCUGACAUCACGUUAGGUGCUGUCACGGGGGGUGCGCUUCACAUCACCUGCGGAGGAAGCGACGCAGUGGGAUGGCUCCGCUCGGUGAUCGGAAGAGGAGAGAUCGGCGGGCGGCGCCUGAAAGUCGUGGCUGCCAAAGAUCUGCCGAAACCGGUCAAGAUGGCCUGGCGUACGGCGAUUGAUGGCAGUCAGGACGUGGCGCUGGCUCUGCGGGUGAUGCAGAGGCGCAACCCCAAACUCCGCACCGACGAGUGGAAGGUGGUCGACACCGUGAUGUCGGAGCUGAACACCAGGCGCAUCGUCCUGAUGGACCAGGUGUCAGCUGACGUCAUCAGGGAGGCCGGCUACGUUCUGCACUCGGGGCUCGACACCAGCCACUUCAAGCUCCUGGAGACGGGGAAGGAGCGUGAGCAUGAAGAGGCUGGGGUGGAGCCCGGUACGGACGGGGGGGAGGGGGACUCGGCGGCCGACAAGGCUGCGGGCGCCGCGGGGGCGGCGACGGGGGAGGCCCCGGAGCGGGACGCGCCGCCUGGCGCUCCUGCGGAGGUGGCUGGGGACCGGUCGGAGGCGGGGGAAGUGGUGCUAGUCGGGGAGAGUCUCGCUGGGCUGCGCUGGGCCCGAGAGUCGUCACCGAUCUCGUCGAUGGCGGGCUCGGAGGACCUGCGCGGUCUGGAAGAACUCUACCUGGAGGGCACCACUUCGCCCAUGUCCUGCGACAACACGGUCCAGGAGGUGGCCGCUGAUCUCAGCACCACCAAACACUAACCGCCGUAAUGGAGGGGCUAAGGGAUCUGACCACGGUCAAGAUCCAGAAUAAAGGGGGGGGUAAGGCACUAGUCAUCUCAUCAGCCUACCUUCCUUACGAGGCGGCGGAUCCCAUCACCACACAACUGCGGGAUCUCGUCGACUACGGCAGCCGGGCGAACAC